Messenger RNA from Equus caballus (horse), 2749 nucleotides. It is a transcript of the gene TSPAN17, whose product is annotated as tetraspanin 17. Gene Ontology annotation, cellular component: plasma membrane. The record is from RefSeq and is a predicted model, not a curated record. Lineage: Eukaryota; Metazoa; Chordata; Mammalia; Perissodactyla; Equidae.
GGAGGCGGUGCGGCUCCGAGGGGACCCCGCUGGCGCGGAGCGGGGCGGUCCGGGCGCCGGGGCGGUCCCUGCGGGGUGGGCGGGGCCCGACGGGCGCUCUGUGUGGCCGCGGCCAUGAAGCCGCAGCCGCCGGGCUAGGCCCCGGGCGGCGCUAGCCCAGGGCGGCCCGCGGAGGGCUGAGCCCGGCCGCCGGCUCCGGUUCCCGGGCCGGCGGGCGGCCGCUCACCAUGCCCGGCAAGCACCAGCACUUCCAGGAACCCGAGGUCGGCUGCUGCGGGAAAUACUUCCUGUUUGGCUUCAACAUUGUCUUCUGGGUGCUGGGAGCCCUGUUUCUGGCCAUCGGCCUCUGGGCCUGGGGUGAGAAGGGCGUUCUCUCCAACCUCUCGGCGCUGACAGAUCUGGGAGGCCUUGACCCCGUGUGGCUGUUUGUAGUAGUGGGAGGCAUCAUGUCUGUGCUGGGCUUUGCUGGCUGCAUAGGGGCUCUCCGGGAGAACACCUUCCUGCUCAAGUUUUUCUCCGUGUUCCUUGGCCUCAUCUUCUUCCUGGAGCUGGCGACAGGGAUCCUGGCCUUUGUCUUCAAGGACUGGAUUCGAGACCAGCUCAACCUCUUCAUCAACAACAACGUCAAGGCCUAUCGGGACGACAUUGACCUCCAGAACCUCAUUGACUUUGCUCAGGAAUACUGGUCUUGCUGCGGAGCCCGAGGGCCCAACGACUGGAACCUCAAUAUCUACUUCAACUGCACUGACUUGAACCCGAGCCGGGAGCGCUGCGGGGUGCCCUUCUCUUGCUGCGUCAGGGACCCUGCGGAAGAUGUCCUCAACACCCAGUGCGGCUACGAUGUCCGGCUCAAACUGGAGCUGGAGCAGCAGGGCUCUAUCCACACCAAAGGCUGUGUGGGCCAGUUCGAGAAGUGGCUGCAGGACAACCUGAUCGUCGUGGCUGGGGUCUUUGUGGGCAUCGCCCUCCUCCAGAUCUUCGGUAUCUGCCUGGCCCAGAACCUCGUGAGCGACAUCAAGGCAGUGAAGGCCAACUGCCGUGACCUUGACCCUGCCAGGAGCCCACUUUGGCCUCAGCGUCUCAGAUUCUAACCUGGGUCCAAGAAUUUUCUCUCCCUUGCUUGCCUCUCAGGAUCAAACAUGAUGAUGGCUACAAACUACUCAAAUAAACAAAACCUUGAAAGCACUGGCUUCCACCCACCGUCUUGGAGGUUCUGUCAGCGCAGGGCUUCGGCAGAGCUCUCCGCCUGGGGCCUGGCCCAGCCCACCCUGCCAGCGCGUGUUCUCGGCCUGGGUGGUGUAUACAUUCAAGCCAAGCUUUAACACUUGGUCUAUUUCACAUGAAAGUCCAGAUCUCUGGCUUCUUGUGAAGAUUGGCCAUCUGGCCACAGUGGCUCUUCAGUGACGACGUCUCCUGGGACAUGCGCUUCCUGUUCCCUGAGGCCCCCUGGCUCAUUCUGCUCGCCUGAGUGCGGUGCCUGACCUGGUAGCCUGGGGUUGGCCUCCCACGCCUCUGUAGGGUUAUUCCCUGUCGACACUGUGGGGCUGCUGUGGGCCAAGCCCGGGGUGAGGCCCAGGAAUGUGAAGAACGGGAGGCUGGACCCUGUGCUGAAGAGACAGCCUGGGAGGGGUCUGGCCCUCCUGGGACUGAGAGGCUGCCCGUGUGCCCAAGACUGUGGCGGAGGGGUGGGAUAGACAUCAGGAAGGCUUUUGGAAGGAAGCAUCUGGAAGCCCAGAGCUAGGCACCCCUGGGGUUGGGAGGAGAUUGAUUUGGGGGCCAUGGAUGGUUGACUCCUCGGCCCUAGCUUGGAACUGUCUUCCUGGUGGCCUGCAGCACUGCCUCCUGGCCACCAGAGGGCGCGCCAGCACAGCUUUCCUGGUCGGGCUCGGUGGGCCGAGCGUCUGCUGCGGCCCUCCUGGUACUGCCGGUGCUCUGGGCUUUGGGGAGCUGGAAGACUUCUAAAGCAGCGCACUGGCCCAGACUUGGAGUAUGGCUGCUGCUCUCAGCUCUGCCUCCUAGCUGCGUGAAGGGCUGUGUGUGGAGUGGCUGUACGCACCCCGCCCCGGGCUGCCCCUGGUGGAGGAGAGGAGGGGUUGGAGCUAGUUCCAGUCUCCAACUCGGAUGCCCUUGGAGCCAGGCAGGUUAUAGAAGCGAAUGACGUAGGCCUUUGAGUUGUGAGGCCUUUGCAGUGCGACUUUGACUUUCCUGCUGUUACUGCAGACGGACACAGAGACAUGGCUUUGGGACAAGAGAAGUAUCUGCACAAUCAAGUUGUAAUGGCAACUGGCCUUGAGAGACAAUAGGGUGUGGUGGGGACUGUGGCAAAGCACAGGUCCCCACCUGAAGUUGGCGGCUGUCAUUGAAUUGUAGCUAAGUGCUGUAAAGUGAGAAUGCGGGCUAAUGCCAGGAAUCUGGAGAAACCAGAAAUCCAGAUUUUUAUGUGAGAUGUCCUGAUUUUUAAGUUGUUGGCAACUAAUUAAAAAAAUUUUAAAACCCUGCAAGCUGAACGACAGGCUUGGGGCCCCGCUUUGGCCCCUGUGCCCCAUAGGUCCCUUUGGGACAGUCACCCGCAGGGCCCUGGCUGCUCUGCCAUUCAGGGAUGCCGGGAGCUGCUGCAGGGGCAGUGUGUGGGGCACGCACUUUGCGCUGUGGCUCCCAGACACAGGCGGGACAGUGUCCUGGGGUUCCUGACAGGCACCGGCGUGGGCGGUGUCUACGCCUGACAAUAAAUGCGGCUCACAAUGCUGCA